Molecule: messenger RNA, 8069 nt
Organism: Lytechinus pictus (painted urchin)
Lineage: Eukaryota; Metazoa; Echinodermata; Echinoidea; Temnopleuroida; Toxopneustidae
Exons: 20
Coding region: 823-4953 (1376 amino acids)
Biological process (GO): calcium ion transport
Cellular component (GO): plasma membrane
Molecular function (GO): monoatomic cation channel activity
Source: RefSeq, a predicted model, not a curated record
GCCGUGACGAAUCUGUUGAUCCAGCAGAUGACCAAACAUCUGAUCAAACUGGUGACCAAACAGAUUUACAUACGGGUGACCAAACAGAAGGCCAAACGGGUAAUAAAACAGGAGGCCAAACGGCUGACCAAAGUGGGAACCAAACAGAAGUCCAUAAAGGUGACCGAACGGGUAACCAAACAGAUGAUCAAACUGAUGAUGACCAUACAUAUUUCCAAACGGGUAACCAAACAAAUAGCCCAAUGGGUGACAAAACAGGUGGUCAAACGGGUGACCAAACGGAUGACCAAACUGGGGACCAUACAGGUGACCAAACAGGGGACAAAUCGGCUAACCAAACAGAUAGCCAAACGGGUGAUCAAGCACAUGAUGAAACUGGUAAUCCAGCAGAUGACCAAACAGCCGACCAAACUGGUGAUCAAACAGGUGGCCAAACUGGCGACCAAACAGAUGACCGAACUGGUGGCGAAACAGAUGACCAAACGGGUGAACAAACAGACGACUACAUUAAUGACAAACCAGAUGUGCAAAGUGGUAACAAAACUGGCGAUGGGACUGGUGACCAAAACGAUGAACAAAUAAACGGCCAAGCAGGCGACCAAACGGAUGGCCAGGCUGGGGAAACAACACAUGACCAAAAUGAGGAUGAUACCACAGCCCAAGAAGGUGAACAAAGAGAUGGUCAGGAAGGUGAGCAAGUAGAAGAAGAGACUGGUGAAGAGACUGGUGAUGGCACUAAUCCCGAAACAGUGGGCCAGGACAAUGAUAAACCAGAUGACCAUAUGGGUGGCGAAACCGGGGAUAGAGAAGACGAUUUAGACAAUGGACAAGAACAUGACAAUGUCAACGAGGAAACGGCCGAUAAAACAAAUAACGAAUUCCGAUGACCAAGGAAACGGUCACACUGAAGAUCAAGGAGAUCGCGACGGUGAACAAGCCGAUUAUCAAACUCAUGAUCAGACAGAUGAAGAGGAACGGGAUGAUGAGAACGUCCAAACAGGAGACCAAACGGAUGACGAGGCCGAUGGACAGGCAGGGGACGGAAAGAAAGAUGAGGAACAGGGAGAUGGUGAUGACCCAAAGGAUGAACAAACAAAUGAUCAGACAGAUGACCAACAAGACGAAGGAGUAAACACGGAAACUGGUGAUCAGAGCCAUACCCAUGAAAAUAUAACUGAAAGUCACAAUGGCGACGAAGAUUUCGAGGACAAGUCUGGUCCCCUAUAUCGACUUCCAGGACUUGUCUUGGAUGAACAUAUGUUCACACUCUCCUAUGAAGAGGAAUGUACCCCAUUCAGACUCACUUACACGAUUCCCCUGUCGCAAGAGGGCGCCCGACAAACCGAUGGGACUGAUGAGGAGGAAGAUGAUGCUGAAAGCGAAAGGGGAGGCGAUGGUGAAACUAGGGAGGUGAUUACCUACGACGAUUUCGGUGCGUUCAGACGGGGGGAGCAAUCACUGCCGGAGAUGCCAUCUCUGCUCAAUGGGAAACAAGCCAACCUGGCCAAAGGAAGUAGCAAUAUGAUCAGAAUCGACAACUCGAAUUUUACCACCGACAGACAACUUGUGAUUUCUGGGAGAUUAUGUGGAUUGGGAUCGAGGUUGCUGUUGUUGUGCCCAACCAUUGAUGGUCGCUCCAGAAUUCGCACCGAUGAUGCACCUUCGGGCAAAUGCCACAACGUUUCAGUAUACGUCGAGGCUCCCACCAUUUCCAGCGCUCGAUUGAGCAAUGAAGGCGAUGGAAUCAUCAUCUUUUUCAAUAAGAAUGUGGCUAUCAAAGAUCUUCGGAAGUGUUCGAGUAUUUUCGACGAAUCUACCAUCAAUCAGUUGGGUGAAAACGCUGUGUGCAAAUGGAAAGACGGAAAGAACUUGAUUGUGGGUCUGGGGUGUGAUACGAGCAUCACCACAGGAAGUAGCAUCACUCUCAGGCCUGAUAGGAUCAAAGCUGCCAGGAGUACUUUCUCCCAUACUGCUUCCGGCACCGUCAAUGUGCUGGCUCCGAACGACCCCAAGCCCCCAAUGGCUGUCAUAGAUGGUAGACCGAAGGUUCCCUCUUGUGGACAGUUCGCCCUCUCCGGUCGAGCGUCGACAGGUGGCCGGUCAUGUGGUCUGACGUACGAGUGGGCACUUGUGAGUCCGACGGAGGAUGUCGAUUCUAGGCUGACAGAUAAGAUUCAAGAAGCUAACGAUGCUAAUAAUGACCGGAUGGUCUCCACCACCGAGGCCUUGCCCGAGGUUACCCCCUACACAUUCAGAUUGACCGUGACUAAUAAGCUCGGGCUGUCUAACUCUACUGAGUUCACCAUGCGCAAGAGCAAUGUCCGGGAGCCGUGGUUAGAAAUUCAAAAGAGUGGCAACAUAAAGGGCACCAAAGUUUCGGCGAAUAAGAAGUUUGGCAUUAUUGCCCAAUUCACCUUUGAACAAGCAACCGGAUGUGAAAAGCUUGCCGCCUCACGUGCUGAAUACCAGUGGUCCGUUGAAGGGGUUGAGUUCGAUGAGGAUGCCCUCCGUAAGAGAGGACUUCGCUUCCUACCAAGCAAUCUAGGUGGUGCGUCGGAAAUCGCUGCAACUGUAACGGUGACCUACGGGAGUCCAACAGACCAGAAUACGAAGUCCGCUUCAGUGACGCUGACUGUCGUAAAGGCGCCGCUCAGAGCACGUAUCAAGGGCGGCGGUCGUAUCACCAUUGGGACGGCUUCGGACUCAGUCGAUCUAGAUUGUUCAUAUUCAGAAGACCCAAGCUACCAAGGGGAUGAGCCCGAUCCCGGCCUUGAGUUCCGGUGGGAAUGUUGGGAUGAGACCUCAAAAAACACAUGUGAUCUACCCAGUUCCCAGGAGGAUGCAGACGUAGCCAUAUUGACCAUUGAACCUUCAUUACUAUCGGUAGAUAAGACAUAUUCCAUCUCUUGUUACGUCAACAAGGCUGGGUUUGACGAGGUACACGACAGUGUGAAGGUUUCCGUCACAGAAGGAAGUCCUCCAAGGGUUUCGCUGGCACUCCUUGGAUCAAAGGAAGGCUCUUACAAGCCCGGGCAAGACGUAGAAAUUAGGGUCAUGUUCAGCGGCAUGUACAACGAAACGGUGCUGGAGGACCUGCGGGGUGGUCUCGAUGGAAUUGGUGAUCUGCAGUACACUAAUAUUAUAGAUAAGACAAGGGAAGACCAAGAGACAGCAGAAUCCAGUUCUCAAGACAGUUCUUCAGACAAGCCUUACCAACUGACAGUCUCCAAGAAGAUGACACGAUACACCGUGUUGGUGAAGAUUGACAAAUCCAUCCUUACCCCCGGAAGUCAAUACAGCCUCGGGGUCAAGGUCGUCAGUGAAUCGAGUGAAGGGUUAGCGGAGAUUGAUUUCAACGUCUACGACAGGGUCACCGGCUGCACAUUUGAAUUUGGAGUAAAUGGAGAUUAUGAAGAUACUGCCUCUGACGUGACGUAUGAAGUAUCCGGGUGCUCUGUUGAGUCUCUCGAGGGUCUCACCUACCGGGCGUUCGCCCAAUUCAGAUCUAAGAAACGCCUCUUAGGGGAAACUUCUCAGGACAGCACGUUCACGGUAGAUCACGAAGUUCUCGAUAUUGUCAAGAAAAGUAUCGAGGCCGGCGAUGCUGUAGACUUCAAGGUCGGCGUUAAGGUAUGUAAUACUACCAGUGGCGUUUGUUCCGAAUUCCUAAAGAAUGCAACUUACGCGAUGGGCACACUCAGUGACGAGGAGCUCGAUGAAGAGAAGCAAGAAAUCCAGGAUUUGAAGUUAGAAGGAAGAUCAGUUGAAGGACUCAAAAAAGCGAACCGCGCGCAGAAGGCAAAGGCCUCCCAGACGACUGGCGUCGACAGAAAGAAACGCGCAGCCCCUGAUUGCGAUCAAGUAUUACUUGACUUGCAAUACGAGCUGCUAAUGGAAGCUACCAGUGAUGAGGCUAAUUACAACUACAAUCCCGGGGAUGUCCUGGGCAUGUUGCAGGCGGACACUGACGUGCCUAUCACAUGUCUGACACUUGAACAGCAGAGGUCCACACUAGCAUCUACAAAGAGGGUUCUUGAAUCGGCGAGGGAUCUUGAAGAUCGUUUACCUCCGGAAACCGUAGAUGGCGUGCGUCAACAGCUUGAGGAUGCUAAGAUGGUCUACCCUGACGCUUUCUUCUUUUCAGAGAAUAGGGACAUCUUCGGACUUCUCACCAAGGGCAUGAGCAAGAAUAUGGCACUGGGCGAAAAAGUUACCUCAUUUGGUGAAAGUAUGUUUAUUUCUAUGGAUUAUACACUGAACACCGAUGCUAUCCCGAUAUCGAGGGGCGAUGGUAAUAUAAUAUUCCUUGGUGGCGACGAUAUCAAAGACAGGUUUGAUACGUCAUGGGUUGGAUGCGGAUGCGAAGAAUGUGUGGGAAUCCUUCUGGAAUCCAUCGUGUUCCGGGGACAAGACUAUGUAGGCGGCGAGUCACAUGACAGUGACGUAUUCCGUUUGCAGUUUUUCAGCCCAUGCGCAGACUCUACCGACCCGAUCGAAGUGAGGGACCUGUCCGAUCCGAUCCGGUUUUGGUACCCGGUUUCCGCGCAGCCAAAUGACCGACCCGUGUGCUCGUUCUUAGACCAAGGCACGGACGAAUGGAGCCAGGCAGGGUUGGAGGCGGCCAUCGAUGGGACGGACGUCCGAUGUGAAACCAACCACACCACCGAAUACGUAGUUGACUUGAUCAACGAGAGCGGGCAAUCGACUUCGACCCUUCCCGAAGUGACUGAUGCUACCACUGCUGGUGAUGAAGACGAUGAUGAUGAUGAUGAUGACGGUGGACAUAUUGAUAUAGCAGGGAUAAACGGUCUCAUCGGUCUUGGCGUAGGCGUCAUCGUGGGAGUCGUUGUUGCAGUCAUUGUCGUUCUGGCCGCAGUCAUCAUCUUGAUCGUUGUCGUUGUUAAACAUGUGAAUAAACCCAAGAUGAUCGUUGAACCGGUUGUCAAAGCUUAAAGGGGAAGUGAACUGGGUGUGGUCUCUCAUUGACCAUCUGUUAUAAAUACAUAGUCUUCAAAUGAACGUUUUCAGAUAUGUACUAAUACUACAGAUAAUAAAUUGACCUAUAGUUGUAUUUGUAUAGAGAAAAUAAAAUGUUUUGAAAAACAAGAAAAGUAAUUGUUUUGCUACUUGGUAACAUAAUUAUUGAGGUAUAAAUGUAUUGAGUAGUUAAUUAGCAUGUUAUCAUUCAAGUGGGUCUAUAUUACUAGAAUACUUCAGUAUUUUGGGUCAGGAAACUGGCCAGGUUGAGGAAUCGAGAUGGCGCCGUAGGUUCGCAUCUGCUUUAAGCUCUAACCCUUCUUUAUUUAUGAACCAUUACAUUACAUAAAUUACAUACAUUGCGUACAAAUCAGAUUUACAAUAAUAGUUAACAAAAAUGCAUGACAUUUUAACAUUUCGCUUAAUUUCACACACAUACACACAAAAAUGUAUUGUAUAUAUUAAACAUUGAGUUGAACUGAAUUUUAUUCGUUUAGUUCAUUUCUUAAUCAAUUUUCAACCAAUCAGACAUACAGAAAUACAAAUCAUAUAAGCCCAAUAAACAAAACCAUUGAGUUUACAUUUGUACACGGAUUUCAUCAAUACGAACAAAAUACAAUAAAAUAGUAUCAAGUGUAACUAUUAUUGUAUUAUUUUUUUACUAAUUAUGAACUUGUAAAAUAUUUUUUUGAAAAAAAAUUGUUUCACAGAAAUUAGUAAUCAUUAAUCAAUCUUACACUGAACAUUUGGAAUAUUUGACGUUUCCGAGCAAAAACCCACACAUUAAAGAGCAGUACAUUAUAUGUAUCGGGCUUUCCUUGGUGCAGUUGUUGAUUUUUUUUUUCAGUUGUUAUUCUCAGCCGUUGCACCACCAUGCAUUGUAAUAUAGAAAAUACCAUAUUCGAAAAAAAAACCGUGAAUAUGAAAUUACGUGAAAUUUUGUAGAGUCAACAGGGCAUUGUAUUUGGUGUAUACAGCAAGAGCUGCGUAUUUAUCGCAAACUGAUUGAUCAAUAAUGGAAAGAAAAUGUAAGGAAGCGGUGAAAGAAGAGAGAUGUAUAUAUUCUUAUUUUUGCACAGAGAUAUAAAUAUUUAUUCAAGAAUGUUGAAGAAAAAGAGGAAGAAUUAUUAUGAUAUUGCUACAUAUUUUAUCAUCAAAUAAUCACUUUCAUGUAAUAAUAAGUCAUCACUAUGGAUCACCUUGAAAUUUAAUGUAUUCUGUAAAUAAUAAUUUGCUCUUCUUUUAGCUGAGUCUUAAAUGCUGUAAAUUUGAUAUGGAUAUAUAUACAUUUUCUCAUUUGUUAUUGUUUCCGAUAUAAUAUCGUUUUCGUCAUUGCUACUCACCUAUAUCAUUGCAACUUUAAUUCAAUAUUUAUCAGUUGUAUUAUUAUUAAAUAAUUGCAUAUAUUAAUACAAAAACAAAAUACGAAUAUGAUGUAAUAUAUUACAAUAUGGAUGUUGUUUGUGCUGUGGAAUUGUUAAAGUUAACUUUUCAUUUGAAUUCCAUGACUUUCAUGACGUCAUCGCUAUUUUAAUCACCUUGAGAUUUGAAUAAUUUAUUUGUUUUCUCGUGUUCAUGUUUGAUGUUAUAUAAAAUGAUGGGUUUGUACCGUUUGUUGACGUCAUCGCUAUUUGAUUCACCUUGAGUUGGAUAAUUUGAUGUCUUUCUUUUUUUAUUCCGGUCUUUGGUUAUAUAAACGUGAAUUUCAUUGCUCCAUCUGACGUCAUCACCGUGUGAAACACCUUGAACUUUGCAUAACUCAAUGCCUUUCUUUUUUAAUCAAUUGUGUGGCUUAAAGCCGGGAAAACAUUGCUAUGUAUAAAACAUUGCUCUCAAUGUAUGAUGUUAAAAUGUCAACACUUAUUAUUUUUUUUUUUUUCUCAAAAUCUUGAGCAAGCGUGCCAUAAUGAUCACUGAAUUUCAAAAACUCGAACACUCGAUUGUUAAACAACGUAAUUGUAAUUGUAACAUAUUCCACUAUCUAAUGAAAGUCAUAUGAGACACUUCCCCCAAAAUAAUCCAGUCCCGCAACUAUUUUGAUUAUCAUGAGAAAGCAACGACACACACAUACAUAUAUGUAUUUUGUCUAUUGUCAGUAUCCAAUACAUUUAAAUGUGAUUUGUUAAAAAUAUAUGAAAAAAAAAUUUGAAACCUAAAAUGUCAUUUCUUGUUUUCUUCCAAAACAAACUUUAAAGCAAUCUUUCAAUUUAUGUAAACAAACAUUUUUUUCGCUUAUCUCUAUUAUAUUAUAAUGCAUUUUUAUUAUUAUGUUAUAAUUGAUAUGACUACCAUACACUUAAUACGUAGACUACGUAAAUAAGAUGUAAAUUGUCUGUCGUUAUUUGUACUUUAAUGAAUGUUUGAUUGAAAGGAAUGAAAAUUGAAACUUGCCUUGUCUUAAUACCCGAAAGUCUUUCACGAAAGGGAUGAUUUUAGUCUGCUGUUGAUUAGAUAAAUUGUUUAAAUGUUUGUGAAUUAUGUAAAAAUUGUGACAGUAUAAAUUUUGACAGAGCAUUUUUUAUUGUUAUGGUCAUUUAAAAAGGUUUGGGGACUUUAAAUCUUAGAGCAACCUUUUUUAUUAUUUGAAUAAAGUUGAUUGUAUAAGCUUGUGAAGCGAAUGUAUAUUAUACCGUAAUAUAGCCUUGUAAAUUUAGAGGAGUGUUGCUAGAACAUUAUAGAAACGUCGGCAUUAGUUUAAUUCUUUCACCGUCAUAAUGGCACUGACUUUUUAUUUGAUAAUUAGACAUAACUGUUCUUGGCUGAGUUUGCUAAAUAAUUAGGCCUAGUGAUUCUACCUAGGCAAGUGUUUAUUUUACCCCCCCCCCCCUCCCAGAAAAAAAAAUGCUGGUAUUCCAAUAAUGAAGCUGCCUUACUCUCGCUUACGUCUUUCAGUUCUUCAUUUCUUCGCAAACAAUAACUUUGCUCGAACGUGUAAAUAAUGUAUAAUAUUGGAGCAUGUGACUGUAAUUAUAAUGAACCGUGAAAUUGUAAGCGUACGUAUUAAACUCACAGUGCUCACUGAACCCCCACCCCCCCCCCCCCCCACCUUCUCCGAAAGUAUGUGUUUUAGGUGACUUCAGUGCCAAUUAUUC